GUAGGUAAAUGUUCUAUUAUAGCUUUAUCAACAAACUUGUAUUCAAUACCUACUUCUUUCUGUGGCUCUUAUCGCAAACAAAAUAAGUAUUUAUUAAUAACUUAAUAGAUAAUGAUAACAAAACUCCUCAUUUAAGUAUAAAAAAGAUACAAAUAACAAUGCCCAAUAAUGUAGCGGUAGUAACAGGAUCAAAUAAAGGGCUUGGCUUUGCGAUUGUCGAAGGACUUUGUUCAAAUUAUGAUGGAAUUGUUUACUUAACUUCACGUGACGAAAAUAGAGGCAAAAGUGCGUGUGAAGAGCUGAAAAAGAUUGGUUACAAUCCUAAAUAUCAUCAAUUGGACAUCACCGAUGAAGACAAUGUUAAAAGUUUUUGCAAUUUCAUCAACCAGGAACACAAAGAGAUCGAAGUUUUAAUAAAUAAUGCAGGCAUACUUUUCUUGAAAGAUUCAACCGAACCUAAGUCAUAUCAAGCUGAACAGACAAUCGCUGUUAAUUUCACUGCAUUAGUUAAUUUUACUGAGGCAAUUUUACCAUUGAUUAAAAACGGUGGAAAAAUAGUUAAUAUUUCAAGCUCAUCAGGACAUCUCUCUAGAAUACCCUCAGAAGAAUUGAGAAAUAAAUUUCGUUCAAUUGAUUUGAGUCUGGAUGAGUUGAAGAGGCUGAUGAAAAGUUAUGUGGAGGAUGUUAGGGAGGGCAAAGAUAUAGAAAAAGGAUGGGGCGAUUCACCAUACGUUAUCUCUAAAGUAGGCGUAAAUGCUUACACAUUUAUGCUGCAUAGGAAAUUGUUUAAUAAAGGUAUAACGGUGAACUGUGUUCAUCCUGGUUACGUGAUGUCUGAUAUGACUCGGGGAGGCGGUUCGGUAACGCCACAGCAGGGCGCCGUACAUCCGAUCCGACUGGCAUUGAAGCCCGAGGGCGGAGGCCUAUACGUGUGGCACGAUGGCACUCCUGUACCAUGGGAUGGGCCGGACCCCAGAACGUAUAUCGAUGGGCAACUAUCGAAACAAAAGUAGAUUAUUCCAAUUCUUAAUUAAACGUAUCAUAAGU
Molecule: messenger RNA, 1047 nt
Organism: Diatraea saccharalis (sugarcane borer)
Lineage: Eukaryota; Metazoa; Arthropoda; Insecta; Lepidoptera; Crambidae
Source: the annotation of a GenBank genome assembly